Messenger RNA from Catharus ustulatus (Swainson's thrush), 4073 nucleotides. RefSeq names its product protein only RNase P catalytic subunit (gene PRORP). Gene Ontology annotation, molecular function: ribonuclease P activity; protein binding. The record is from RefSeq and is a predicted model, not a curated record. Gene Ontology annotation, cellular component: mitochondrion; mitochondrial ribonuclease P complex. Gene Ontology annotation, biological process: tRNA 5'-leader removal; mitochondrial tRNA 5'-end processing. NCBI's taxonomy places the organism in Eukaryota, Metazoa, Chordata, Aves, Passeriformes, Turdidae. The transcript has 8 exons. Bases 476 to 2236 code for a protein of 586 amino acids.
CCCGCCACGCGCUUCCGGGCCAAUGGGAAGCUGGUCUGCUCUGCCGCGGCCACGCGCCUGCCCUGAAUGGCCGCUGCGCGCGCGUCAGGAAAUCUCCUGACUUGGACAAAGGCAGGAAGAAAAACCCCGUGCUUUUUGUGUAGCUGCAUCAGCGUUGUCUGUCUGCGUACAACAUUGACAGUACACAUCAUUGCUGUAACCAACAAACAGGAAUCAUAACAUCCAGAGCAUCUUCUCUAGAAAGAUACACUCACUUUGGAUUAUUGUCCUCACAGUCUAAGAGAUUGAUUUUUGUGAAAAAAGAUUUUAUUUUUUGUGUCCAUAGGAAACAAAAAGGACUCACAGAACAAUCAGAAGCUUAUACAGCUUGACAACUCUUGGGCUUUUAUUAAUAAACAUCCCCAUGCGAACUGUAUUUUUCAUUUUAUAACUUCAUCAGAUACAGUGAGUUAAUAGUGAGAUAUUUUGUCUUGUGAUGGCACUCUUUUCUCAAACUAGUCAGCAGGGUUUUCAGGCUUUGCUAUGGAAAUGUCACAUGUUCUGGCCUGUUUCAAGAUGCAGACAACUGUUUGCUGCCUCUUUCAGCAUCCCUACUAGGGAAAAAAUUAAUUAUUUCAGUUUUAUGACAUCUUCCAGCACUGCAUUACCGGUGGACCCCAAAGAAACUGAUGUCUUGCCUACCAAGAAAAGGUCUGAAAUUGAUUGCAGAGAAGGAAAAGAAUGGGAUGAGGAGUCUAAAGAAAUACCUGAAGGGAAAUUCCACUUUUCUUCAGUUGGAGCUGCAAAGAAAUGGUCAAUGAAUCGUAUUCAGUCAAGGCAUAAGUUUAGCAAUGUACAACCUCCAGAAAAACCUUUGCAGGCUGAGGAAUGGAGCAAACUAAGGGAAGAUUUCCAAUUUCCUGAAAUAUUUGAAGAGGUGAUGCUGAACAGUAUGAUCAAGUGCAACAGCCCCAUUGAUGUGGCCAAGUCCUUGCUGACCCACCUGGCAAAGCGUAAUGGUGACGUUGCAUACAAUGUGUUGGUCAAAUACCUGACACUGUGUGUCCAGCAGGGACAGGUUUCAGAAAUCCGUGAUGUGUAUGACAUUAUGAAAGUCAGGUUUAAGAUUUUAGAAAGUGGGGCUUACAACCUACUAAUCAAGGGGUUGAGCAAUUCAGAUCAAUGGAGAAUGGCCUUGACUCUUCUGGAAGAAGUAAAAAAGAUUAUGAUUCCCUCACGGACAUGCUAUGAAUCUUGUAUCAAAGCAGCCAGCUGUCACCAAGAAAUGAAACUCGCCUUUGAACUGUACAGUGAAAUGUUGGCUAAAGGUGUGGUCCCAACCUUGGAUGUCCUGCAGUCAUUUUUUUACUUCAGCAGGGGUAUGAAAGAUGCUGAGUUACAAAAAGAGCUCUUUGGUAUCCUCUUAUAUUUGAGAGAGAACCAAAUAUACCCUCACAAAACAUUUAUGCGGAAUAUAAAGCUAUGGUUUGAAAGUAUACCGGGAGGGAACUGGAAAGGACGCCUGACCAAAAUUAAAGACAGUGGACAAUGCCCAGUUUGCAGCCAUCAGCUGGAGGAAAGUAACCUCACUGAAGAGGAGUACAGUAAUCUCAGCGAGAGAAUAAUAAGGGACGUGAUACAUGGAACUGACACUUUUAGAAAGACAAGUCCAAAGGAAUUUGAGGCCUUUCAAGCAUUUGUGGAAAGUCGACUUCCGUUUGAUAUUGUUAUUGAUGGACUCAAUGUUUCCCACAUAAAAUCCAAAAAGAUGCAGUGUGAAAAUCUGUUUGAUGCUGUCAACUGCCUGGCAAAAGAGAAUGCCCGGUUGCUUGUGCUGGGUCGCAAACAUAUGCUGACGAACUCUUCAAACUGGAAAAGGGAAAUUAUGAAGGAGAUGCAGAAUAAGGCAGACUUCUUCUUUGCUGAAAAUAUCUCUGAAGAUGAUGCCUUCUUGUUAUACGCCACUCUCCGAUCAGGCAAGCAUUGCAAGUUUGUUACUAGAGACUUCCUCCGGGAUCACAAGGCUUGUCUCUCUGACAGUCUGACUCGUCACCUGUUCCGUAAGUGGCAGCGUGGGCACCAGAUAGUGGUCUUCCCUUCUGCAGAAGGAAAGAGUAUGAAUUUUUUGCCUGCUUUGCGUUAUGACUGUGUGGUACAGACUACAGGUGAUACAUGGCAUAUUCCCUAUAAAGAUGUUUUUGAGGAAAAAUUCUCAUUUCAAGUACCAAAAAAAUGGCUCUGCAUUCAGCAGAAGUGAUGAAGAAUAUAAUUGGACAAGCUGAAGCUGCCUUGUUUUUGUAAUCACUGUUGCUGGCUAGGAAAACUCAGCAGAACAAUAAUGGGAUUAAAUGUGUGAGGUGUGUAACUAAAGAUAAUUGAGUGACUGCUUUUGUCAAAAUCGUUCCUGCCUAUAUGUGUUAACAUCAGUGGUAGUCCAGUGGGGGUGAAUUAGGUCCAUUAUUUCCAUUUUUACAGGCAAUUUUUAUGAUUUGAACUAAAACUUGAUUUUUCUGUUGGAAUUACAGUUUGGGCAUUUUUAUCUUUUUUUCUCAAGCUUUUCAUCUACACUGGAAUGUGUAAACUCUGUACAUUGAAGAAAUCAAGCAAGACUUGCAAAGUACCUUGAGAAUUUGUGGUGCUGAUCUUGCAAGAGUAUUACACAAUGCCUUCCUCUAUUCAGUGGAGCUGAGAGGGACAAAUGGUGCAUUUACCAUUCACCAAACACAUGCAGACCUAAGACUUCCUCACUUUAAUUAGAAUUUAUUUGAUCACAUAGAAUGCAAGAGAUUGGUUAGAAGAACAUAUAGCAGUCAUUUGUUUUAAAGAAUAAGGAAACAACCAGUGGAAUGUUUUGUGCCUCCUUCACACUCCUAAAUUUGCCAUUUCUGACAGGAUUUGGCAUCACUGCAAUAGUUCGCUGAUGGAAAUGCAUGGAUUUUUUAAAUGAAAAUGGAUAGCUAGAAAUUCUUAAAGACAAUAAUAGGACAAAAUUGAUUCUUGUACAUUUCUAUAAAAUCUAUCCCAAGUUAUAAAACAAAAAAAAAUUAGUAUAAAUUGCUAUUUUUUAUAUCCAGGAAAAGUGUUCUAAGUUAUUUGUAAGUGUGUGUGUGGAAAAUGUGUUUGUUUAUUGCACUUAAUAGUUUAAUGCAAACCUUUCUCCCCCACAAAACAUUGAAAUGUCACGUAAUCUCAGAUGAAAUACCCUGGGCUUGUCAAAUUUGUCUCAUACAAAAAUCUUCAGUUUGCAACUGAGAUGAAACAUGAAGAUCUUUUUGUACAGAACUUGCAUUUCUGAGUUCUUGCAGGGCCCCAUGACAAGCUCCCUCAGGAUUCAGCAUUCAAGAUGUUCCCUGCUAUUUUUUUUCCAGGACAGUCCUGGUGUGAUUUGAAUACAGUCAUGUCCUUGAGGUACUGUGCAGAAAGUGUAGAGGAACUGGAUGCCUCUUAAGGUAACAUAAAACCUUGGCUUUAAAUUCAUCAUAUUGUUGGUAGUGUUCAUCACAGACCCUUUUCCUGACAGAACAUGGCAGCAGGGAAAGCAGAGAGAUUGGAUCUACUUCUCUCAUUUCUCAAUACUUGUAAUUUGUCAGAAAAUUGCUUUUAUAAUUCUGUAAGUCAGAGAACUGCCACGUCUCCUUAAAAGUGGGAAUACUGCUUUUAAAUUAGGUGUCUGCUCCUACGCAGGUCUGCUUAGUUAGCAGCUGCUGCUGUACGAGGCUCCUGCACCCUCUGUGUGAAGUUCUGCACAGCAUAAGCUGGUGUGAACCAGUGCUGUUACAGUCCUCCCUUGGUACUAGCUCUGAUAGUCAUGCAGCCCAAAGGAAUGCAUAGCUAUGUCUUAAAAUUUCGCUAGGUCAGAAUUGUUGCGGGAGUGGGGUACAAAUGUCAGGCUGCAGAAGGUGGGUCCCUGCAGCAGCUCUGCCUUAGAUCAGCCCUAGCUGAGCAGAAACUGCACCUUCAGGGUACCCAUGUCAUUGCCAGACAUGUUCAUCUGUUGAAGUUUGUGUUUUACUUCACCCUGGUCAUUAACAGGUAUGCAUAAUAUUCACAUAUAACUGUAAUAAAUGCAUUCUCUACUUUCUUUUUGCUCAGGA